Zychaea mexicana is the source of this 1774-nucleotide messenger RNA. RefSeq names its product cytochrome P450. The record is from RefSeq and is a predicted model, not a curated record. The transcript is spliced from 8 exons. Bases 4 to 1581 code for a protein of 525 amino acids. Lineage: Eukaryota; Fungi; Mucoromycota; Mucoromycetes; Mucorales; Lichtheimiaceae. Gene Ontology annotation, molecular function: monooxygenase activity; iron ion binding; oxidoreductase activity, acting on paired donors, with incorporation or reduction of molecular oxygen.
AACAUGCCUCUAUCACUAGCGCAAUUCUCCUCGUUUGUACCCAGCGAUAUCACCUUGCCUGGUUCCAUUCCUGCAGGACGUGCAGCAGCCCUGGCCUGUGCUGCGACACUCGGACUCCUAGUUCUCAAAUACAACGAUCGUGCUAUUUUUACCGAACGUCCCAAGGGCGCACCAUUUGAGCAUAGCCUGCCUUUGCUCGGUAGUUUGCUUGAUGUAAUCAAGCACAAAGAUGACUUUCAUGAUAUGUUUUUGCACCUUAUGGAAAAACACAAUACGAUGACAAUUGGUAGUUCUUCUAUUGGCUCUUCGUCAAGUAUAUUAACGAUUAACCCUUUGAACGUCGAACAUGUUUUGAAGAACAACUUUUCUAAUUACAUCAAGGGCGCUGAGCAACUUUCUUCAAUGCAAGACCUGUUCGGCCAUGGUAUCUUUACAGCUGAUGGAGAGCAGUGGCGUUUCCAAAGAAAAGCGGCGAGUCUUAUCUUUAACGUUGCUAAUUUCAGGGAUCACUAUGUAAAAGUAUUUGUGGAAGAGUUUGACGUCAUGGCAAACAACAUUUUCGACAAAAAAGCAUCCAGUGGAAAGCCAGUCGAUUUUCAUGAUGUGAUCUACAAAUAUACACUCGAUUCGUUUGUUCUGAUUGGCUUCGGUAAAAAGCUCAAUUCACUAUUAAGCCAGAAGAAAGUACCUUUUGCCGAAUCUUUUGAUAUCUGCCAGCGCAACUGCUCGGACCGAUUCAUCAACCCAUUCACCGACUUGUUCGAUGUGCUCAAGGGCGUUUUUCAACCAGGUGCUAUGCGGAUCAAAGACCAUAUCCAGGUUGUGGACGAUUUUACGUAUUCGUUGAUCCGCGAGCGCCGUGAACAGGUAGAAAAAGGUGGUGAAUUCAAUGAUCUGAUGGCACGGUUCAUGAGCGCUCGCAAUACACAAGGCCGACCAUUGGACGACGUUGAGCUACGGGACAUGAUAUUAAAUUUUAUCAUUGCUGGAAGAGACACGACUGCUCAAGCUCUUUCGUGGCUAUUAUAUAACGUAUUGUUGCACCCACGUAUCGAAGAGAAAUUGGUCGAGGAAAUCGAUCGAGUUCUUCCAGAUGCCAAGGUAUUGGAUGGACCAGAGCUCUAUGAGGUUGUCAAGAAGCUGCCUUACGCGCAUGCAGUAUUCUACGAAACGCUGCGCUUAUAUCCCUCAGUCCCUUCCAACGGCAAGGUUGCGAUCGAAGAUGAUAUUCUGCCAGAUGGUGCUCACGUCAAGAAGGGUAUGGAGGUGUCUUGGUCUCCUUAUGCAAUGGGACGGUCGGAAAAGGUCUGGGGUCCGGAUGCCAAGUCUUUUGUUCCAGGGCGUUGGAUUAAAAUUGAUGGAACGUUGCGUCGCGAGUCUCAAGGCAAAUUCCCAGCAUUCCAUGGCGGACCGCGUGUGUGUUUAGGUCAGGAAUUAGCGAAGCUCGAGGCCAUUGUAGCAUUGGCUCUGAUAUUGAAACGCUACAAGUUCUCGCUUGUUCCCGAUCAAAAAGUGGCCUACGAGACGUCGUUGACGUGCCCCAUGAAGAAUGGCUUGCACGUUACUGUAGAACGCCGUUAAAGUUCUCUGUGCAUCGUGUCCUUUGUUCCAUUAGAUAGUCUACGACUCUGCUAUAUGUUAAUAAAUGUACCUGAACGGGGGCAGUGUGUUCCGCUGGUGUGGCCUUCACGUUGAACUGCCACUUUUGAUUCGCUUUGUGUCUCCUUUUAAACUAACAUUCACUGCUCCUCUCUGCAGCAGUUUGAGCAUAGUA